Messenger RNA from Harpegnathos saltator (Jerdon's jumping ant), 1743 nucleotides. RefSeq names its product nicalin-1. The transcript is spliced from 6 exons. Gene Ontology annotation, cellular component: membrane. The coding region runs from base 264 to 1598 and encodes 444 amino acids. Gene Ontology annotation, biological process: regulation of signal transduction. The record is from RefSeq and is a predicted model, not a curated record. NCBI's taxonomy places the organism in Eukaryota, Metazoa, Arthropoda, Insecta, Hymenoptera, Formicidae.
AAUUAGUUUUCCACUUAUAAUAUGAGAAAAUAUGUAGCGAGAAAAUAUGUAUUGGCGUGUGUGCAUGUACCAAUAAAUUAAAAAAUAAAUAACGAUUUGCUGUAGGUUGCCGAAACGCACCUAUUUCUUUAGAGGCAAGAUCAUUGACUGGAUGGAGUACUUCUAGACACUGCGUCGUCGCAAAAAUUUUAGAUAUCACACCAUCUUUCUUCCAAUCUAUUAAAAGUAAAGCUGGUGCAUUGGUAAUUGUUUUACCUGAAAGAAUGGAUGAGCUAAUGAUGGAACAAAAGCAGCACAUUAUGAAUUUAGAAGAGUCUAUGAUGUAUGGUUCUGAGACGAUGAUACCAGUAUACUUUGUAUUAUGGCAUUCAGAUCUUCAAACAAUCCUAGAUGAUAUUGCGGAAGGCUUUAUUACUGACGAAAAAGCUGGUUCAGCAGCAGAAGCCAUGUAUAAUUCAAUUUCCGCUAGUGGUUAUCAAGUAGUAGUAGCUUCUGGACAAGCGCUUCCUAAAACAGAUGUCAAAGUUGCUACUCUGCAUGGCAAAUUGACUGGUACUGGUGCUGAAGAAAAAUUACCUACAAUAGCGAUAGUGACACAUUAUGAUAGUGCUGGCAUAGCGCCUGAAUUAUCAUUUGGUGCAGACAGUAAUGCUUCUGGCAUAUCAAUGCUUCUAGAAAUAGCAAGACUGUUCUCUGCCUUAUAUUCUACCGGUCGAUCAAGACCACAAUACAAUCUUGUUUUCAUUAUAACUGGAGCUGGUAAAUUAAAUUAUCAAGGUAGCAAGAAAUGGUUAGAAGAUCAAUUGGAUGGUCUUGAAGGAUCUAUUAUACAGGACGCAGCUUAUGUUAUAUGCCUCGAUACACUUUCCGCAAGUGAUAAUUUAUACGUACAUGUAUCGAAACCGCCUAAAGAAAAUUCGUCUGGUGGUUUGUUUUACAAAGAACUUAAGGCUGUGUCACAGUCCUUAUAUGCUAUCAAUGUUGAAGGUGUUCAUAAAAAGAUAAAUCUUGCAGAAGAAAUAUUAGCUUGGGAACAUGAAAGAUACAGCAUUCGAAGAUUGCCAGCUGCGACUCUGUCUACAUUAAAGAGUCACGAAGAUCUAUCUAGAACUACUGUAUUAGAUGUUACUAGGGAAGGACAAGUAGAUAAAUUGUACAAACAUACUCAAGUUGUCUCUGAAGCAUUAGCGCGUCAUAUAUAUAAUUUGAGUUCUAAUCAAAUCUUUGCUGGUUCAUUGGAUGUUUCGAAGGAAUCGCUGUCUUUAUGGUUUAAUUAUUUUGCUUCUCAACCAAGAGCAGCAUCUCUACUAGCAGAUAAGCAUAAUUUACUAGUUGCUACCUUGAAAGAAGCGAUGGCGAGAUAUUUAGGAGAUGUUAAAAUCACAUUGCACACUCCUGACAAACGAGAUCCAGAAUUCGUUUUCUACGAUGUUGCAAAAGCAACUCUGAAUGUAUAUAGUGUAAAGCCGGCUGUGUUUGACCUCUUUCUUACAAUUGGCAUAAUUUUGUAUCUGGGGAUACUGUACAUAAUUGUGCAUAAUUUUCCACAUGCUUAUUCCUUAGCCAUAAGACUCUCCGCGAAAAGCAAAGUUGCUUAAAUUUUAUUUUAUAUUUAUAAAUAAGAAACUGAGUUCUAUUCAUUCGAAUAUGAAUUUUCAUUAAUAUUGAAUAACCGAUCUAUAUUAUAAGAAGAGUUUACCGGAAUUAUAUUAUAUAUAGAAAUGUAUAAUAAAUAAAAUAUAU